AUGUCCCUCUCCGAGCCCCUCCUGGGCGAAACAAGUGAUGCAGAGAAUCAAGAUACCCCGCAGUGGAAGGAGUCGAAGAGGAGGAGACAACACCUACCUCGGAGGAUCGACGAUGUGGGAUCGACUUCAAGAUGGAAGGGCUAUCGGCUGUUCCUCAUGCUCGGAACGGGAGCUUUGCUCCUGCUCGGCUUUGUGCAACUGGUCUCGAUACUGAUCGGCCUCGUUUCGCUGGUCCUCCCUACAGGCGUCGACAAGAUUGUCAGAGAUUGGGGGCGACCCGGCCAUCUUGGAGCCGGGCUUGUCCAUUACCCGACUGAUUUCUCCCGGGAUAUCUUGCCAAAAGCAUGCCACUCGCAUAACGACUACUGGCGCGACGUUCCUCUAUUUUCUGCCAUUCGAUCCGGUUGCAUUGGUGUCGAGGCAGACAUAUGGCGGUUUGAUAAAGACUUGUAUGUCGGCCACUCCAUCACAAGCCUGACGCCCAACCGAACCUUGGCCAGUCUCUACAUCAACCCUCUCCUCGACAUUCUUGAGAAACAAAACCCCACUCCACAAAUCAUGCCAGAUUCUGACAAAAGCCUGCACGGAGUCUUUGACACCGACCAAGCCCAAACCCUUAUCCUCUUGAUCGACUUCAAGACCUACGGUCCCUCAACCUGGCCUGCCAUGUAUUCUGCAUUAGAUCCUCUCCGUACCAAAGGCUAUCUCACCCAUGUUGCCAACAACACCAUUAUUCAGCGCCCUAUCACCGUUGUCGGAACGGGAAACACGCCUUUCGACAAAGUGGUAUCCUUAGACGCGAAUCCACACCAAGACGUCUUCUUCGACGCUCCCCUGGAGCAGAUGUACCUCGGCCCUAAGAACGAGACCGCCCCUCCAAGCCUCCCAAACACCCCAUCAGACUCAGAUCUACGUCCUCGCUCAGCGGAAGAGCCCGUGGAGCAAAGCGGACAAGGUCAAAACGAUACGCCUUCUAGCUCCGACGCAUACAACGAGCUCAACAGCUACUACGCCUCCGUUUCCUUCAACAAGGUAAUCGGUCAUUUGGACCGUGGCGAGUUUAGUGAAGCGCAGCUCGACCUUGUCCGAGGAUAUAUCAAUGGUGCUCAAGCGAGAGGAUUGAAGGCGCGAUAUUGGGAUACGCCUUUCUGGCCCAUCGGGUUGAGGAAUCAUGUAUGGGACACGCUAAUGAAAGAAGGAGCGGACUUUCUGAACGUGGAUGAUUUGGUAGGAGCGACUCAGUCGGAUUGGGGGAAAUGGAAGGGGUGGUGGAGGAGAGGGAAGAGGACAGGAUCGUGGAAGGGGCAUUAA
Messenger RNA from Bacidia gigantensis, 1311 nucleotides. RefSeq lists its product as uncharacterized. Gene Ontology annotation, molecular function: phosphoric diester hydrolase activity. Gene Ontology annotation, biological process: lipid metabolic process. Bases 1 to 1311 code for a protein of 436 amino acids. The record is from RefSeq and is a predicted model, not a curated record. The transcript has 2 exons. Lineage: Eukaryota; Fungi; Ascomycota; Lecanoromycetes; Lecanorales; Ramalinaceae.